AUGGCCCCCGCGAUAGUUGUCGACAAGGCCGGCGCUGCCACGCCUCCCUCUGCAGAGGAUGUCGCCGCCUUUGUCAGCAGCAUCCUCACCGCAAAGACGUCGCACGCCUCGGUAGAUGCUGCCUACGCCCUCACAACCCUCCUACAAAACUCGGUGGGCUUCCGUGGCCUACAAGGCUAUGGCAUCUUCGACGAGAUCAAGAAGGCGGCUACCAACAAGAAGGAUGCCGUGCGGAGAGAGGGCGCCAUGAAUGCCCUGGGCGCCUUCUUUGAGCGUCUUCCGCGCUCGCAAAAGAUUACAGAGGCCAUCUUCCUAGUCCAGGAGGAGGCGCUUGUCCCGCUGGUGCUUGAUGCGCUCGCCGACAAGACGGGCUCCGUCAAGGAGUCGGCCAAGUAUGCCCUCGACGCCCUAUUCGAAAAUUUGACGGCCGAGGCCAAGGUCUAUGGCCUGCUGCCUGUGCUCUCCAAGUACUUGGGCAAGAAGUCCGGGAAGUGGCAGGGUGCUGUCGGCGCAUACGAGCUGAUCGGCCGUAUGGCGGACAAGGCCAAGAUGGGCAUGGAGAGUUUCGAGGUGGAGAAGGAGAAGGACAUCCUGCGCAAUGCCAUGGGCAAGCGGCUCGAGGGUCUCAUUCCCAUUGUCGAGGCCGGCAUGCACGAUCUCAAAUCUGAGGUCGCAAAACAAGCGAACAAGACCAUGAACAGUCUGACCACCCUUCUCCAGAACGACGAUAUCGCGCCCCGGAUACCUCUGCUCGUCAAGGCCAUCGAGGACCCCUCUACCCAGAGUUUGCAAAAAGCGAUUCACGCCCUCUCCCAGACCACCUUUGUCGCAAUCGUCACAUCUCCUGUCCUUGCCAUGGUCACUCCUCUCCUCGAGCGUUCGUUGAACACGCCUACAACCUCACAGGAAGUCACCCGCCAGACCGUUGUCGUCGUGGAGAACUUGACCAAGUUGGUCCACGACCCUAUCGAGGCCCGCGCCUUCUUGCCCAAACUCCGGCCUGGUGUCAAGGCUGUUGUCGAUCGUGCUUCUCUCCCCGAGGUCCGCGAAAUCGGACAGCGUGCGUUGGACGUUAUUGAUAAGGCUAUGGAGGUCAAGGAUGGCAGCGCUGAUGCCAGUGCUAUUGCUCGCAACCAGCCUUCCGAUGUGGCCAAGACCAUCGAGACGCAGCUCAAUAACCACGCGAGACUCCUCAACUACCUUGGAGACGCCGAGGUUUGGGCUGUGGCCAAGGCUUACAUAUCCGAGAUGAUUGCUGAGGAUCUGGACCAACGUGAGCUCACCCGCGUCACCCAGCUCAUCACCCCUUACAUGGAGUCGCUGGUCAAUGCCGGAGAUGCCGAGAAGGUCGCUGAGGCUGUCCACCAAUUCUAUGUGGACGAGGACCACCGCAAGUUCGGCCAGCCUGUGAAAGAGGACGACGGCGAGGUUGAGAUUGUCAAUGCUGUCUUCUCUCUUGGAUACGGAGGUAUGCUUCUGUUGUCCCACACCAACCUCAGACUUCUCAAGGGACAUCGUUAUGGUCUCUGUGGUCGCAACGGUGCUGGAAAGUCUACUCUGAUGCGCAGUAUCGCCGAGGGAAAGCUCGAGGGCUUCCCAUCUCAGGAUGAAGUCAAGACAUGCUUCGUUGAGCACAACCAGGGUGAGGACGCCAAUCUCACCAUUUUGGAAUACAUUCUCCGCGACCCCAGAUUCAAAGGAGAAAGCCGAGAGCGUAUCACUGAGGUUCUGGAAGAGGUUGGCUUCACAUCCGGUCCUAAUGGCCGACAAUCUGAGAAGGUUGGCUCGCUCUCGGGUGGAUGGAAGAUGAAGUUGGCGCUGGCCCGUGCUAUGCUCAUGCGUGCUGAUGUCUUGCUUCUCGACGAACCGACCAAUCACUUGGACGUCGCCAACGUCGCAUGGCUGGGCAAGUACCUUAGGGAACACACCGAGAUCACCAGCUUGAUCGUCUCUCACGACUCCGGUUUCCUUGAUGAUGUCUGCACAGACAUCUACCACUACGAGCAGAAGAAAUUGGUCUGCUACAAGGGUAACCUUGCCGACUUCGUCAAGGUCAAGCCGGAAGCCAAGAGCUACUAUACGCUUUCCGCAUCCCAGGUUCAAUUCAAGUUCCCCCCUCCGGGCAUCCUGACCGGUGUCAAGUCAAACACCCGCUCCAUUCUUCGCAUGACCAACUGCACGUACUCAUAUCCCGGUGCCUCGAAGCCCUCGCUGGUCGAUGCCUCCUGCAACUUGUCUCUCUCAUCUCGUGUUGCUAUUAUCGGUGCCAAUGGUGCUGGUAAGUCUACACUUAUCAAGAUGCUCACGGGCGAGACUAUCCCCCAGGAAGGUACUGUCGAGAAGCACCCCAACUUGCGUAUCGGAUAUAUCAAGCAGCAUGCUCUUGAGCAUGUUGAGAUGCACAUGGAGAAGACUCCCAACCAGUACCUCCAAUGGCGUUAUGCCAACGGUGACGAUCGCGAGGUGCUUAUGAAACAGACCCGUAUUCUUACCGAGGAAGACAAGAAGCAGAUGGAGACACCCAUCGACCUUGGUGACGGCAAGGGACCUCGCAGAAUUGAGGCGUUGAUUGGUCGUGCGAAGUACAAGAAGACCUACCAGUACGAGGUCAAGUGGCUCCACAUGCUGCCCAAGUUCAACAGUCAGAUUUCGCGUGAGACGCUUCUUGAGAAGGGUUUCCAGAAGUUGGUCCAGGAGUUCGACGAUCACGAGGCGUCCCGCGAGGGUCUCGGGUACCGCGUGCUGGAACCCAAGGUCAUCUCCAAGCACUUCGAAGACUUGGGCAUGGACCCUGAAAUCGCCAACCACAAUGAGAUCUCAGGUCUCUCUGGAGGCCAAAAGGUCAAGGUUGUGCUUGCCGGUGCCAUGUGGAACAACCCCCAUCUCCUCGUUCUCGACGAGCCCACUAACUUCUUGGAUCGUGAUUCCCUCGGUGGUCUCGCUGUCGCCAUUCGCGACUACAAGGGUGGUGUCAUUAUGAUUUCCCACAACGAAGAGUUUGUCGGUGCUCUCUGCCCUGAACAAUGGCACGUCGCGGACGGCCGUGUCACGCACAAGGGCCAUCUUGCUGUGAACAUGGAUCGUUUCGAGGACUCGCGUCCCGGCUCCAGCAAUGUGAGCAGCAACGUGAGCUCUGCCGCGCCCAGUACAACCGGUACACCUGUUAUGAGCGAUGCGGAAGGCACAAGAGACGAUAUGAAGUUCAAGUCGAGAAAGAAGAAGAAGAUGACCAAGAAGGAGCUCAAGGACCGCGAAGUCCGUAGGAGAUUGAGAUAUAUUGAUUGGUUGAACAGUCCCAAGGGCACACCGCAACCCCCCAACACUGAUGACGAGGCUGAAUAG
Plenodomus lingam JN3 is the source of this 3342-nucleotide messenger RNA. RefSeq lists its product as uncharacterized. The record is from RefSeq and is a predicted model, not a curated record. NCBI's taxonomy places the organism in Eukaryota, Fungi, Ascomycota, Dothideomycetes, Pleosporales, Leptosphaeriaceae. Gene Ontology annotation, molecular function: ATP binding; ATP hydrolysis activity.